Aspergillus welwitschiae is the source of this 1456-nucleotide messenger RNA. RefSeq lists its product as uncharacterized. The transcript has a single exon. The record is from RefSeq and is a predicted model, not a curated record. Bases 53 to 1456 code for a protein of 467 amino acids. NCBI's taxonomy places the organism in Eukaryota, Fungi, Ascomycota, Eurotiomycetes, Eurotiales, Aspergillaceae.
GGGAACGAUUCACAAGACUACACCUGGCGAAGAUGCAACCAACCACGUCGGAAUGAGCCAGACAAGCGAGGCGCCUCUCUUCGUAGUGGAAGAGGUCAUCUGCGCCUACCCCAUCAGCACCUUCUACGACUCGUGUCCGCGCUAUCUCUUCUAUGCCCUCCUUCUAGCCACUUGUGUCACUCGCUGGACCGGCUGGCUCGCGGACGUUUUUCUGGGUGCGGCAGCAACAUACGCCGGAACCGCUGCCAUCCAAGCAUUCAUUCUCGUCUCCAAUCCGGCGAAACGCGACCCAUACGAAUCCAUAACAAUUCCUUUCGUCCCUGAUAACACCUCGCUGUGGGACAGCUUCCCAUCUCUAAUCACUGGAGCCGAUCAUAUCGAACUAAGUCCGGCUGCACUUGAGUUAGAUGCUGACGCCGUCCUGGCCAUCGUAGUCACGGCUUAUCUCACAUUCCUCCCUCUGCAGUGCUGGUCCCGUGCCUUUUCCCACGAAAGGGCCCGCUAUAUACUCUUCGCUCUAUGGCAUGUCCUCAUGCUCGCGGGGUCCAUCUGUGCCCUGGUUUAUUGGCCGACUCUUCGCGACACCCCUAUUCAAUACACUUUCUGCUACCCGGAUCUUCCACCCAUGGGCACCGUCUCUAGCGAUGGAUGGGAGUCCUGGCAGCGCACCUCAACCUGGAACAACAGUGUCUGGGAGAUAUUCAGCAAUAGUACCAUGUUCGACCAGCUACCAGGCGUCUGCUUCUAUCCCUGCUUCAACACAACUCAAAUUCUGCGCCAACAGACCACACUCGAGGCGACCGUCGCCACGGGCGACUACCGCAUCCAUCAACGAAGCAAAUUCUGGAAUGAGGUCGUCUACUCCAAACGUUACAUAUACAGUCUUAUCGUCCUCACUGUUGUCGUUAACUUCUUCCUUCUGUUAUUCAAGAUCAUCCCAUAUCGCUCUCGUCUUCCCUCCGCCCAAGUACGCAGCAUCUGGGCAGAAAGGAAGAGCAUCUUCAACGGGUUGAGGAAGGACUUUCGCUCCGCGAUCUACGUAUCUCAGCUUCAUCGAACCGAUCUGAUGGACUCGACGAGAGAGAAGCUCUCGGUGUGGAGACCUGCUGGAGGUCUCUUUACAUUACACGCCUUGGGCUCGUGGUUCAGACUUCUACUUGAUACGGUGAUCCUCUGUGCGUUGGUAUUUAGCAUCAUCGUGAGCCCGUUGACGGUCAUUGCUUUCGUGGUUUGGAUUGAGUAUUAUAUCCACGAGGAUGGACCGUCGCAGGAAACACCACAGCAAGUAGGACAGUGGUCGCCAUUGGUGUCUAUUGGGUUUUUGUUGAUAUCCGCGGCCAUAUUGAAGCUGAAGUAUUGGGUAGCUUCGAGGGAAGAGUUGGAGGAGGAGAUCGGGCAUUUGAGGGGGAAGUUGAAACGGUUGGAAAGGCUUAGAGAAGAGAAAGUGUAUGAGUAG